Plasmopara halstedii is the source of this 4086-nucleotide messenger RNA. RefSeq names its product alternate phospholipase partial. The transcript is spliced from 9 exons. NCBI's taxonomy places the organism in Eukaryota, Oomycota, Peronosporomycetes, Peronosporales, Peronosporaceae. Gene Ontology annotation, biological process: small GTPase-mediated signal transduction. Gene Ontology annotation, molecular function: guanyl-nucleotide exchange factor activity; protein binding. The record is from RefSeq and is a predicted model, not a curated record. Bases 1 to 4086 code for a protein of 1361 amino acids.
AUGGCUUCCGGCUGGCACCCCAGAAGCUCCAAAGCAAAUCGUCGUUCGUGGAGAUCUCCAUCUCCACCUCCGCUUUUGGACGAGACUGCUCCUAAAGUUAGCAAGCGCUCGUACUUUUCACGUCACAACAAACGCUCCAACCACCAAGCGCAAGAAUCGGUGCACAACACAGAGCUCGAAGUUGAUGAGAUAGCCGAGCAACGCGACCGUGACGCACACCGUAGUGUUUUAGCUACGAUGUUUCGAGCUCGCACAAGGUCGCGCACGUUGCGAUCAUCGUCAGAAGCUACAGAGACAUUACAGACACUUGUGCAGCGAGAGAAAGCCUUUCGACUCGUGCGUCAUGGUUCUGACCCGCUUUUGAAUGACGCUUUUUAUGCAUCUCAAGUGCAAGUUGGAAAUUUUGUGAAGAUGGGUUGGCUUAAAAAGCAGGGUCACAUGUGGAAGAGUUGGAAAGCACGCUUUUUCGUUUUAUUCUCCGAUGGCACGGUCGUGUACUAUAAGAACAAGAGCAGAAAGAAAAUAAAAGGCUAUAUGCAUUUAAAUGACGGAGUUGUAUCUGUGCAACAUGUGGAUAUUCGAGUAGCUGGCAAGGCUUAUGUAUUCCAGAUUGAAAAGGGAUUUUACCGAUUAUUGUGCCAUUGCUCUAGUCAGAUUGACGCCGAAUUAUGGGUUACAGCCUUGCGAUCUGUACGUAAAGUCGCACCGCCGUGCUUUGAGAUGAAUUUAACUGCGAGAGAGGAAAAGGCAGGAUUUAAUUCUGUCACGAGGCACUUAAACAAGAUCUUUAUUACAGACAAAGACUUGGCUAAAAUGUUGAUUGAUUUUAAAGAGCACGAGCACAAUCACUCGUACGUAAAAAUACACAACUGUAUUGUCGAACUAGAUGAUGCAAUAAUUGAUCGACACCAUUUGGCGCUCUAUCAAGACCCUGAAAUCGAAUUGUUACCGGGAAAUGAGCUUGUGCGAAUCAUUCGGCGACAUGUCGAAGAUCGUGUGUUUAUUCCUUUGUAUGCAGAGGCGUACGCAAGCUUAGAGACGGAGCAAGUGAGGCAGUCACGCAGCAACGUGGAGCAGAAUAUCAAAGUAUUGAAGCAAAAAGCGCAAGCAGAUUUUGGUAUUUCUAAAGACCUGUCAAUUUGCGACUGGAAGCAUGCCAUUAGCGUGAUCAAUAUGCUCGACUGUGUCUCACUUCCCACGCACAAAUUUGAGGUCAUUUUGACAGCGGGAAAAGCCAUCGCGGAGGCAAUAGCGCAGUAUCAUGGAGAACAUUUUGAGGUCACAGACGAGACUUUGACGGCAGUAUUUCGCUAUGUCAUUACGAUGUCCUCGCUCCGCGACCUGCCGAUCCUUCGUGCGCUGCUCAAAUAUGGAUUCCAUCAUCACCCGGCCUGUCAAAACAAGACAAAUCUGGUGAUAGCUUUUCUCGAUGCAGUCAAAUGGAUUGAAUGCUCACAGUCAAGAGACAUAAGCUACCGAUUUGACUCGAUGGCCUUCGCUGGAUCUCGAGUUUCAGUUUCAUUUUCAACUAAUGAUCUUGGCAUUCAGUUCACAACGGAUGGAAAUGGCCGGGGAGCUAUCGUGUACAGUGUCCGAAAGCAGUCACAAGCAGCAUUGAGCGCCGCUAUCGUGUCUGGCUUGUCGCUUAUUGCGAUUAAUCAUGAACCCGUGAUCGGCAUGCCGUUUGACAAAGUUAUACAACGCUUACGGACCGCCAAGCUGCCAAAACAACUUACUUUUAUGACAGAGUUUUACUAUUAUCAGCUAUUGUCAUUAGACAUGGAGAUGUUUCGCUAUUUGAUGUGUAUUGCAGCACGCCGUGGAGAUUUGGACUCGGCUGGAUGGCUGCGCUGUUUUUCCAAGGAUGUAAAUACCUUGUGCUCGUGGGAAAAGUCUCGGGGUAAACAGGUAUUUGGAUUCAUUCCGGUAUCCGGUAAAGAGUCCCCGCUUCACGCAGCGGUGCACAACGGACAUCUCAAAAUGGUCAAUUACUUUAUAUCAAUAGGGGCGGAUGCUAAUUUAUGCAAUGAAAAAGGCAGACGGCCACUGCAUGUUGUAAAGCAGUCGGUAGAUAUGGCAAGGAUUAUUGAACGCUUAAUCGAUGCAGGAGCGCAUAUCGAUGCAACAGAAAAGAAUGGGCUGACUCCGUUAAUGUUCAUGUGCGCGAGGGGAUCUCUUGAAGGGACGGCAACUUUGUUAGCUUUAGGAGCAGAUGUCCGUCGUGUGGCUUGGUCGAAUGGCUUUUCGGCUCUAGAGCUUGCUGUGAAGAGUGGGCGUCCAGAGGUUGUCGAAUUUUGUCUUUCAAAGGGUGCAAACCCGAAUGCGCCUACAUUAAAUGGAAAUACGAGUUUGCAUUUGGCUGCCGCUCUGGCUCACUCAGGCAUUAUAAUUCUGCUUUUGCAGAAAGGGGCCAAUCCAAACGUUCAGAACCGAUACGGACAGACUCCAGCGAAUGUUUUGCUUACAUCGGAUCCCAAAGAACGUGGUGAUGCCUACGCGAUGUGUCUAGAAAUAUUGAAGUGUUCUAGCAGUCGCUUUGACCAUCGAGAUGUUUUCGACUUCCAAGCUGCUCAGCUCACAACCAUCUCACGAAAAUCGAACGAUGUAAUAGAAAAAUUCGGAUCACAUAGUCGAGGAGUAGAAGACCUUGAUGUUGAUAUCUUCAGUCGUUCAUCAGUCGAUUACGUACAACGCAUCGAAUCUUCAAGUUCGCAAUCGGACAAGGACAAACACGCUUCACGACUUGCGCGCUUGAUUUCUGUAGAGGAUUUGAUUCAAGAAGUGGUGAUCGGUUUUGAAGUUGACCUGGUCGACGUAAUCGCUUUUGUGCUGUUUCUGGAUAGCUUUACAAGUCUUGACGAAGUGGUGAAUCGACUGAAGGAACAUAUUAGGAGUGGAAUGGAAAGUCAUGGACUUAUACGACUCUUUAUCAUAAUCAUGUUGCUCAGAGAGCUCGAAGCGAAAAAAGCUGGUGAUUUGCGCGAACGUUUUCACAAUUUAAUAGGACAGACUGUCGAUCUCUCGAUGCAGAAGCUGGUGCCUUUGAUUGAUGAUUGCAUCACGCUUUACAGAAAUUACUUUUCGCUUCAUGGAGCUGGUAAUUAUGCGCUUAAUUACGAAAGAAUACCGAAAAUGAUGACAAAGCUGUAUGGGUCAAAAGCUGGUAUUGAAGCUGCAUCACACGAGCCUUUUUCAAAUAAUCUGCACCGGAACAUCGACGCAGAGCGGUGGGCUCAACAGUGCACACUGCUGACACACGCUAUCUUUUGCAAAAUUUCAGUGCAAGAUUUGGUUUCGCUCGGUUUGACAAAAACGCAUUCUUCCGAAUUUACCUGCAUUAAACGAUGGUUUCAACAUAUCUCUGCAUAUGUAAUUUGCGCUGUACUUGUCCAAGAUACCCCUGAAGAACGUGCAAAAGUAAUAACAUUUUAUCUGAAGGCCGCGGACUAUUGUUUGUCAUUCCACAACCUCGAUACGCUGGCUGCAAUUUUAUAUGCACUACAAUCGACUGCUGUACAGCGGCUUUGGAAGACAAUUGACUGUCUAAGUGUCGCUGCAAAGAAAAAGAUGAACGAGAUGCAAUUGCUCUCCGACAAAGGAUGUCGCGAGAUGAAUCGACUUAUGCGAAUAGUUGCAAAUCCAAGUAUGCCUUACAUUGGACUAUAUCUUCAGAAUUACGUUGGCUUAAACGAGCUGCCUGCGUCUGACAAAAACGGUUUGAUAAAUGCAAGCCGGCUUCGCAGAAUGGGCGAAUUGGCAACAGAAAUUAUGCAUCGACAGUCUGUUGCCUACACUCUUACACAUGACGAAUGUGUUGAUAAAUUGCUGCACGUCCCAUUGCCAUUUGCUUCUGAAGAAAGUCGUUACGCUCGAUCGUUGAAGCUAGAACCUCGUGAAGCAGAUGCGAUGCCAUUAAGCGAGCGCGGAUCAUGUGUUGUCGAUGAUGAUCUGGAUUUGGAAGUUGAAGUGCGAGAGUCAAUUGGAGCUGAUGGAACAUUCGGAUUUCGCCAGUGGAUUCGAAAACAACAAGUUGUGCACAGAAAUCGCUCAAGAUCAUCGCUGAUUGCUUUGUACGAGUGGGUGUAG